CUCCCCCAAAUCUUUAGACCUAAUAGAAAUUGUUUUUCUCAACCUUCUCUUAUAUUUCGAUUCAAUCGAUCUAUCUCUCUAAGGAAGAGAAGAAGAAAUUCUAUAUCUUUCGAUAGCCCUAAUUUUUGGCAUAGUUUCACUUGAUUCUAUCUCCCAAUCAUCCUUUUUCCAAUUCUGGGUUUUUUUAAUCAAGCCCAAAUAAUGAUUUUCUGAACAUUUCAUCAAGAAUCCGAGGUUGACCUGUGGAGCUUUUUCGGUAUUAAGGUUUGAAGGGCCGGUGACGAAAUUAAGUGGAAUGUGAAUUGCAUGGGGUGAAGAUGCCAGACUUGCGUAGAGGAGCUCGGAGGUCGAAACGCCUUGAUGAUCAGCAGCCUCUCCAACCGGCUGAUCAAGCGGAGGAUGGUGCGCAGCCUGUUCAAAACCGAACCAGGAGGAGAGGAAGAGGGAGGGGUAAAGCUACAGGUGUAGCCAAAGGGCCCUCACCAGUGGUACCCACAAGGCCAACAGUUGCUGGUAGAGGCCGGGGUAUUAGGUUGAUAGAUUUAGACCCUGAGCCUUGUCAAGUUCUUCCUGCGGCUGCGCCUUUGGUUGCUGCUGAGCCAGCUUUUAACCAAGUAGAGGUCGUGGCCAAUAAAGAUAUUCCAAUGGAGGGUAGAAGUGCUGACAAAAUAGUCGGAGUUGACGAAGAAGCUAGUACAACCCCGGUCCCUGAUAGGGUACAAGUGGGUAAUUCUCCUGUAUAUAAGGUAGAAAGGAAAUUGGGUAAGGGUGGUUUCGGCCAAGUUUAUGUUGGCCGAAGGGUAAGUGGUGGUAGUGGUAGAACUGGACCAGAUGCAAUCGAGGUAGCCUUGAAACUUGAGCACCGUAACAGUAAAGGUUGCAACUAUGGUCCGCCUUACGAGUGGCAAGUCUACAAUACCUUAAACGGGUGCUAUGGGAUUCCUUGGGCACAUUACAAGGGUAUUCAGGGAGACUUCUACGUUCUGGUGAUGGAUAUGCUCGGUCCUAGUCUUUGGGAUGUUUGGAAUUCCUUGGGACAAUCGAUGUCACCAAAUAUGGUUGCUUGCGUGGCGGUCGAGGCAAUAUCGAUUCUUGAAAAGCUUCAUUUAAAGGGGUUCGUGCAUGGAGAUGUGAAGCCUGAGAAUUUUUUACUAGGUCGACCCGGAUCAGCCGAUGAGAAGAAGCUAUAUCUUAUUGAUCUUGGUUUAGCUUCUAGAUGGAAGGAUGCACGCUCGGGUCAGCAUGUUUGUUAUGAUCAGAGGCCUGAUGUAUUCAGGGGAACAAUUAGGUAUGCUAGUGUACAUGCCCAUUUAGGUCGGACUGGAAGUCGUAGGGAUGACCUUGAGUCGUUGGCGUACACCUUGAUAUUUCUAAUAAGAGGACGGUUACCAUGGCAGGGUUAUCAGGGGGAUAACAAGAGUUUUCUGGUUUGCAAGAAAAAAAUGGCUACUUCAGCUGAGUUGAUGUGUUGCUUUUGUCCCCCACCAUUUAAGCAGUUCCUUGAAGCUAUUUCGAAUAUGAAGUUUGAUGAGGAGCCCAAUUAUGCCAAGCUCAUAUCCUUUUUUGAUAGCCUAAUUGAACCAUGCAUGCCGUUACGGCCAAUUAGAAUCGACGGAGCUCUUAAGGUUGGACAAAAGCGGGGAAGAAUAGUCAUUAAUUUGGAAGAAGAUGAACAACCUAAGAAAAAAGUUCGAAUUGGUAAUGCUGCUACUCAGUGGAUCUCCGUUUAUAAUGCUCAUUGUCCUAUGAAGCAAAGAUACCACUACAAUGUAGCUGAUAUGAGGUUGAGCCAACAUGUCAAUAAGGGUAAUGAAGAUGGGUUGCUUAUUAGUUCUGUGGCCUCGGCCGCUAAUCUCUGGGCUCUGAUCAUGGAUGCGGGAACCGGUUUCUCUUCCCAGGUUUAUGAAUUGUCGACAGUCUUCCUGCACAAGGAGUGGAUUAUGGAGCAAUGGGAAAAGAAUUACUAUAUCACCUCGGUUGCUGGGGCAAAUAACGGGAGUUCCUUGGUUGUUAUGUCGAAAGGGGCUCCUUAUACCCAACAGUCCUACAAAGUGAGUGAAUCUUUUCCGUUCAAAUGGAUAAAUAAGAAGUGGAAAGAAGGUCUUCAUGUAACAUCAAUGACCACCUCCGGAACUCGCUGGGGUGUUGUAAUGUCAAGGAACGCUGGAUUCUCCGAUCAGGUAGUGGAGCUCGACUUUUUAUAUCCAAGCGAAGGAAUACAUCGGCGAUGGGAGAGUGGUUACAGAAUAACAUCAAUGGCUGCAACUGCGGAUCAAGCUGCCUUCAUACUAAGCAUCCCGAAGGGAAACACGGCGGACGAUACUCAGGAAACCCUGCGAACAACCGCCUUUCCAAGCAACCAUGUUAAGGAAAAAUGGGCUAAAAAUCUAUAUAUUGCGUCGAUCUGUUACGGUCGGACGGUCUGCUAAUCCCGACCUGUACAUUCCGACUUUAUCCGAAAAGAAAACUGCAAAAAUGUUCAGUUUUCUAAAGCCGUUCGAGUAUUUUUCGUCUCGAGUUUGGUUAAUCCUGCUCUAUAAUCUUCUCAUAUGUGAAUGGAGAAAGGGGACAAAUAAAUUUUUUAAAGAGGGAA
This is a messenger RNA of Hibiscus syriacus, 2593 nucleotides long. RefSeq names its product casein kinase 1-like protein HD16. Gene Ontology annotation, cellular component: nucleus; cytoplasm. Gene Ontology annotation, biological process: peptidyl-serine phosphorylation; endocytosis; signal transduction. The coding region runs from base 318 to 2429 and encodes 703 amino acids. Gene Ontology annotation, molecular function: ATP binding; protein serine/threonine kinase activity. Lineage: Eukaryota; Viridiplantae; Streptophyta; Magnoliopsida; Malvales; Malvaceae. The record is from RefSeq and is a predicted model, not a curated record. The transcript is spliced from 17 exons.